UCCCCUCAUCUUCUUUUAUUCUUCAGUCGUUGGUCUCGUGCCUACUCCUCCUUUCCUUUCGAAAGAGGAGUCGCGCCCUGGAUCUUCGGCUCGCUUUUUUAUACUAUUAUUACGUUUUCCAUAAACUUUUUUUUUAUUUUUCACUAACUUCUUCGUCUACUUCUUUCUUUUUAUGAUAACACAUUGCCAAACUACUCUCUUUGUUGACAUUUUUGGUAUCGUUGUUCCAUUUCAAUCCUCCCUAAUUCAUGACGGCUUCUUCAUCUAAGUUGGUGGUGGCGACCACCAUCGCUGCAUUUCUCCUCCUCCUUCUUGUCAUGAAUUCACCGGUUGACGCACAUGAAAAGUUUCAUAAGGGAGUAGGCGUGACGUAUGAUGCAAGAUCCCUCAUCAUCAAUGGCAAAAGAGAGCUCCUUUUCUCUGGCUCCAUUCACUAUCCUCGCAGCACGGCAGAUAUGUGGCCAAAACUUUUGGAGGAUGCUAAAAGGGGAGGCAUCAAUGUGAUCCAGACUUAUGUAUUCUGGAACAUCCAUGAGCCGGAGGAAGGCAAAUUCAAUUUUGAAGGAAGAUUUGAUUUGGUGAAGUUCAUAAAGUUGAUUGGUGAACAUGGUUUGUAUGCAACCAUUAGGCUUGGACCAUUCAUCCAAGCUGAAUGGAAUCAUGGAGGACUUCCUUACUGGUUGAGAGAGGUCCCUAACAUCAUCUUUCGUUCGUACAAUGAACCCUACAUGCAACACAUGGAGAGAUUCGUCAAAAUGAUCGUUGAGAAGCUUAGAGAUGCCAAGUUGUUUGCCAGUCAAGGAGGUCCCAUCAUUCUAGCUCAGAUUGAAAAUGAAUACAACACUGUCCAACUAGCAUAUAGAGACUUGGGCAACAAGUAUGUCCAGUGGGCUGGAAACAUGGCUGUAGGGCUCAAUAUUGGUGUCCCGUGGAUCAUGUGCAAGCAGAGGGAUGCUCCCGGUCCUGUGAUAAAUUCAUGCAACGGGAGGCAAUGUGGAGACACCUUCAGUGGUCCAAAUGCACCCAACAAACCUUCCUUGUGGACUGAGAACUGGACUGCUCAGUUCCGAGUGUUUGGUGAUCCACCAUCUCAGAGGUCCGCAGAAGAUACCGCAUUCUCGGUAGCUCGUUGGUUCUCCAAGAAUGGAAGUCUGGUUAACUACUACAUGUACCAUGGUGGAACUAAUCUUGGCAGGACUGCUGCAUCUUUUGUGACAACUCGAUACUAUGACGAGGCUCCCAUCGACGAAUUUGGUCUCGAGAGGGGACCAAAGUACGGUCACUUGAAGGAUGUACACAAAGCUCUCAAUCUAUGUAAGAAGGCUCUACUUUGGGGAUCUACGAGUGCCCCACGAUUGAACCCAGAUGUCGAGGCUCGAAUAUAUGAGCAACCUGGGACAGAUGUGUGUGCAGCUUUCCUGACCAAUAACCAUACCAGGCUUGCUCAUACUGUUAAAUUCAAAGGCCAAGAGUAUUACCUCCCUCCUCGUUCCAUCAGCAUCCUUCCUGAUUGCAAAACCGUGGUGUUGAACACUGCAACGGUACACUUACUACAAUCACAUAGAAAAAAACAUUCUUGUGCAUAUUUUGGAGACGAGGAAUCUUGACUAUUCUAGGUAUAAAAAAAUAGAUUCUGGCGCAACACAAUUCAAGGAACUUUAUAAGAUCAGCAGUCACGAACAAGCUCGAUUGGAAGAUGAUCGUUGAGGCCAUUCCAACCAACCUUAAAGUGGUAUCAUCCACUCCAAUGGAGCUCUAUUUUUUGACUAAAGAUAAGACCGACUAUGCAUGGUACACCACAACCAUAAACUUGGAUCCACGAGACUUGUCAAUGAGGAAAGACAUUCUCCCAGUUCUUAGAGUUGCAAGUUUAGGUCAUGGCAUGUUAGCAUUUGUGAAUGGCCAAUUUGUAGGAUCUGCACAUGGAAGCCAGAUCGACAAGAGCUUUGUACUCCAAAAAUCAGUAGAGUUGAAGCCUGGAAUUAACUAUAUCUCCCUUUUGGGAACCUUGAUUGGACUUCCUGAUAGUGGAGCUUACAUGGAGCACAGGUUUGCAGGGCCUCGUGGUGUUUCGAUCCUAGGAUUGAACACAGGAACACUCGAUCUAUCGCAGAACGGUUAUGGUCAACAGGUUGGUUUAGUUGGUCAGCAUGAUGAGUUGUUCACCGAUGAUGGAUCAAAGAAAGGGAAAUGGAUAGAUAUCCCAAAAGUAGGCAAAGGACCUCCCCUCACAUGGUAUAAGGCCAAGUUUGAUGCACCGGAAGGAAACGACCCUGUUGCAGUUAGCAUGUAUGGAAUGAUCAAAGGCAUGAUUUGGAUCAAUGGAGAGUCUAUUGGUCGGUACUGGAUGUCCUACAUCUCCCCUCUUGGAGAUUCAACUCAAGCCGAGUAUCUCAUUCCGAGAUCGUACCUAAAACCAAAGGAUAACCUAAUUGUGGUGUUGGAGGAAGAACCAGCACAUCCAUCGAACAUCACUAUCCUUACGGUGAAUCGUGACACAAUCUGCAGCUAUGUGUCGGAGCUUAGCCCACCGAGCGUGAGACAGUGGGAGAGGAAAGGUGACAAGUUCAAGCCAGUUGGUGCAGAAGCCAAGGUAGGAGCUCAUUUGAUGUGUCCCAUGGGGAAGAAGAUCGCCGUCGUCGAUUUUUCCAGCUAUGGUGAUCCAUAUGGCGCUUGCGGCGGGUUUUCCCAGGGGAGGUGCAGCUCGCCAGUGUCUAAACAAGUGGUUGAACAGAGUUGCUUAGGAAAGGAAGUUUGUAAUGUUCCACUGGAGAGGGGACUUUUUGAGAAGAAUGGUGAUCCUUGCCCUAACGUGAAGAAGACAUUGGCGAUUCAAGUGACCUGCCGAUAGAAGAAAGUAGAGGAGAAGAAGCCAUAAGAAUGUCAAAAUGUGAACAGACAAAAAAGAAAGAAAGAAGAGCGAGUGCCAUUAGUGAUUGCUUGUUGAAUUUUAUUGAAUGACAAGUGACAAGAUGAUAUUAGAUUGAUUGAGAGAGAGAGAGAGAGAGAGAAAUUUUGGGGUGAAAUUGGUUUCAAAAUUUCAAUGUCUUUUAAUACUUCGACGAAAAGAGAAAGAAAGAAAGGAAUAAGAAGUUAAAAAAUCCAUAUUUUUUGCAAUUUCACUUGUUAAAAUUUUGGGUAAAAUACCUUGGGUGCCACUUAAGUUUGAGAAUUGGGGUAUGCAUACCACUUAACUUUGAAUAGGGCGUCGGGUACCAAUAAACUUUAUUAUAUGUGCACCCGGUACCACUUAAGUAUACUGUUAAGUGCAUUCCGUUAAAGUUGACAGAAUAUUCUUGGAAUAUUCCAUUUUCUAAAUUUCAUAAUUAACCCUUCUACUUUUCUUUUUGUAAAAAAAUCAUUUGGACUUAUGAA
Molecule: messenger RNA, 3375 nt
Organism: Linum tenue
Lineage: Eukaryota; Viridiplantae; Streptophyta; Magnoliopsida; Malpighiales; Linaceae
Source: the annotation of a GenBank genome assembly